AUGCAGCCCCCUCAUCUUUGGGGCUUUUCCUCUCCAUGUAACCUGAUUACUGUUUGGGGGAACCUGCUCAUCGUCUUGGCUGUGGCCACCGACCCUCACCUCCACACACCCAUGUACUUCUUCCUGUCCAACCUGUCCAUGGUGGACAUCUGCUUUGUCUCCACCACCAUCCCCAAGAUGCUAGCCAACAUCCAGACCCAGAGCCGCACCAUCAUGUAUGAAGGCUGCCUGGCCCAGAUGUAUUGUGCGUUGCUUUUUGCAGGAGUAGAUGACAUUCUCCUGACCGUCAUGGCUUAUGACCGCUUUGUGGCCAUCUGCCACCCUCUGCACUACCCGGUCAUCAUGAACACCCGGCUCUGUGUGCUGUUGGUCCUGGGCUGCUGGAUCACGAGUGUCCUGAAUUCCUUACUACAUAGCUUAAUGGUGCUGCAUCUGUCCUUCUGCCCAGACUCAACAAUCCCCCACUUUUUCUGUGAGCUUGAUCACAUGGUCCAGCUUGCCUGUUCUGAUGCCUUUGUGAAUAAAUUACUGAUAUAUUUGGAUGCUGGGCUCAUGGGAGGUGGUCCCCUCGCUGGGAUCCUUUAUUCAUACUCGAAGAUUGUUUCUUCCAUCCGGAGAAUUCCAUCAGCUCAGGGCAAGUCUAAAGCCUUUUCGACCUGCGCCUCUCAUCUGUCUAUAGUCUCCUUGUUUUACUGCACAGUCCUGGGCGUCUAUCUUAGCUCUGCAGCCACCCACAGCUCCCAGUCAAUUUCCGUCGCUUCCGUGAUGUACACAGUGGUCACCCCCAUGUUAAACCCCUUUAUCUACAGUCUCAGGAACAAAGACAUCAAGGGGGCUCUGAAAAGAUUCUCGGGGUUGGGAGUCUUGAAGGCUGUUUGGCCGUGGGAUAUUUUGACACCACAGAGACCACAGUAUUUUCCACAGCUGGCUUAG
Molecule: messenger RNA, 933 nt
Organism: Suncus etruscus (white-toothed pygmy shrew)
Lineage: Eukaryota; Metazoa; Chordata; Mammalia; Eulipotyphla; Soricidae
Product: olfactory receptor 1571-like
Biological process (GO): G protein-coupled receptor signaling pathway
Cellular component (GO): membrane
Molecular function (GO): olfactory receptor activity; G protein-coupled receptor activity
Source: RefSeq, a predicted model, not a curated record